UGGUCUUUGUUUCAACUCAGAUGACUUUUAUUUUUAUUGUUUAGUAAUCUUUGGACGUUGUCAAUUGCUACUCAGAUAAAUUGUAAACAGAUUACUUGAGUGUACAUAUUCCCCUACAGUUGGGGCAAUAGUUAUCAGUUUAUUUCGAGUCUUUGUUGGAAGCUACCUUCUGCGCCAGUGUGUGUAAAGGUUGCUCUUCAACAUCACGCUUCUUCGCAUUUGAAUAUCUAAUUGCAAUUUUAAUUGAAAUCCUAAAUAAUUCGCAACAUGAAGGUUGUACUUGGUCUAUUCGCCUGGAUGCUGGUCGGAGCGCUGGCCCUCGACGAGUGUUACCAGGACGUUUCCCUGGACUGCAGUCAGGCUUCAGAGGGAUUAACCCUUCAAAGAUGUAACGCGAAAUAUGCCGAAUAUGGUCGCCACGGGAACGUAGCCACGGAGCUGCAGGCGUACGCGAAUCUACACCUAGAGAGAUCUUUUGAAUACCUACUCUCCGCUUCGUUCUUCAACAACUACCAGACGAACAGAGCCGGGUUCAGCAAGCUGUUUAAGAAGCUCUCAGACGAUACUUGGGCUAAGAGCAUCGAUAUCAUCAAGCAUGUCACGUUGAGAGGUGAUGAAAUGAACUUCGCCCAGCGCAGCACUCAAAAGCCAGUGGAGCGUAGGAACUUCACCGCCGAAGUCCACGAACUGGAGUCCCUCGCCAAGGCUCUGGACACGGAGAAGGAGCUCGCAGAACGCGCCUUUUAUAUUCACCGGGAGGCCACCAGAAACAGUCCACAUAUGCAUGACCCUGAGAUCGCUCAAUACUUAGAAGAGGAAUUCAUUGAGUACCAAGCUAAGAACGUGCGUGAUUUGGCUGGACACACUUCAGACCUCAAGAAGUUCAUAACAGCUAAUAAUGGACAAGACCUGUCGCUCGCUUUGUACCUCUUCGACGAAUAUCUGCAGAAGGCCAUUUAAAUUUAAGAGUAAAACGAUAUUUUUUUUUUUGUUUUUACAAUAAUUUUUUGUUGAGGCCCGAUCGAAUUGUACGAAAAGAUAAGGGGAAAAAAGUAAAUUCUUCAUUUUUUAUUAUUCCAUGAAUAUAAGUUGAUUUAAAAUCAUGGUUAAUACAGGUUUUUGUUAUUUUUAUUUAAUACCACAUGCUCCAAACUAAAAAAAAAAGAAAACAAUUAUUCUUUGUAAUUAUCACGUGCUUACGUCAUUUGGUCGCCUCAAAUUUUGUUCUCAACAUUUUCCCGCCAAUUCUCUAUAUUUCAUGUAUGUCAAAACCAAUUUAUGUAAAAUUGUCGAGUUCAUGUUUCAUUAAAUUUCAAUUGGUUAUGUACAAAUUAUAGGCUGUUAUAUUAUUAAGAUUGAUUUUUUAUUGUAUGUAAAAGCAAAUAGAGUAGACAUAAUUAUAUAGAAUAUAGUAUUCCGAGUUUUAUUUUCAUAUUAUAAUAUAUCUAUAACCGAAAA
This is a messenger RNA of Plodia interpunctella (Indianmeal moth), 1458 nucleotides long. RefSeq names its product ferritin light chain-like (gene Fer2LCH). The record is from RefSeq and is a predicted model, not a curated record. Gene Ontology annotation, biological process: iron ion transport; intracellular iron ion homeostasis. Gene Ontology annotation, molecular function: ferrous iron binding; ferric iron binding. The transcript has 5 exons. NCBI's taxonomy places the organism in Eukaryota, Metazoa, Arthropoda, Insecta, Lepidoptera, Pyralidae. The coding region runs from base 268 to 960 and encodes 230 amino acids. Gene Ontology annotation, cellular component: cytoplasm.